Molecule: messenger RNA, 1509 nt
Organism: Lodderomyces theae
Lineage: Eukaryota; Fungi; Ascomycota; Pichiomycetes; Serinales; Debaryomycetaceae
Gene: MID1
Product: Mid1p
Exons: 2
Coding region: 1-1509 (502 amino acids)
Biological process (GO): calcium ion import across plasma membrane
Molecular function (GO): calcium channel activity
Source: RefSeq, a predicted model, not a curated record
AUGAGACAAAGAUUUCAACUGUCGUUCAAGGCCCUGAUUUACACCAUUCUUCAGCUGGAGGUCAAAUACUACUCCUUCAAUGUGAAUACAUCUACUGGAUUAGGUGAAUACUAUGAAUUUUUAAUCUUUUUGUCGGGAAAUAUCUGUACUCAGCCGGAUAAUGUUGGCAUCGACAACACAAGUCUAGCAGUGUAUUAUUCCUUCAAUUCGACAAUGUUUCAAAAUAACGAAGUUGGACAAAUGCAAUUGUUUGAGGAUGGGUAUUUCCAAGCAUUGGCGGAUUUGCCGAUCGAUCCCAACACAUCAACCACAGAAGGAACGUCGUUGGCAACUUCUGGAGCAGCAGCAUCAGCCACAACAAUACCAUCAUCAUCAAAAAGCAGUAGCGGUGAUGAUGAAGAGCGAGUUUUAUAUAUCGCUGUACGUGCCCCCGAAAAUACCAAUCUUACAGCUACCUGGACGUACCAAAUUGGUGUUUCGCAAAACGAUUUAGUGUUCCAAUGGGAUAAUCGAACAUUUGGCUCGAUUAUAGAUGCCGAUGAUAGACUGGCAUUAUUAGUCACGGAGAAUCUCACGGAAUUUGGCGGGGAUUGGCGGACAUUGAAUGCGUCCAAAUCGCAGUAUUCACUUUAUGUGUAUCCAUAUAAGGAUAAGGAUAUUUUCGAAGGGUUGAGCAAGAGUUGGUGUGCAAUACGGUCGGGACACGCAAUGAUGGGCCCAUGGAAUAUUGAGACUUCAUUCACUAGUAGAAAUGGGGGAAUUCAACAGCAAUUUUACGUGCCUAAUUUGGAGGAGCUGACUCAAUACACUGGGUACAUUGUGGCUGAUUUCAGCGGAACUUCAUUUGGUGGGGCUAUAUACCAUCAAAUUGAGUUUGAAACGAUGGCGGGUCUGGCGUGUGAGUUGAUUUAUGAUUUGGAGUUUUGUGAUCGAGUUGCUUAUAGUGUACCAGCAUUGGGUAAUCGGACUGAUGAAUCCGACGCAGUGAAGAAUAUGACAAAGAUGGUUUAUGAUAAUUAUGUCAAGAGUUUGUAUCAGAAUUUCUCCAAAGCGUUGCAGCAAGUUGCAUGUGAUACUAAUCCAGAAUCAGUUUAUUCGAAUGUCAAGACGUGUGACGAUUGUGCCGAUAGUUAUAAAGAUUGGUUAUGUGCCGUUUCCAUCCCGCGGUGUGCAGCCACGAAUUUCCCUGGUUAUAAAGCGCGCAAUGGUACUAAUCAGCGAAACGAUUUCAUUCUGGAUAUGAUCCAACCGGCAGAAGAUUAUUUUGAAAUAUUGCCCUGUGCCAAUGUAUGUCAUGCCAUUGUGCGUGAUUGUCCUGCUGAUUUCCAAUUUCAGUGCCCUAUCAACAACCAGAGUAUUGCUUUGAGUUAUUAUUGGGACGAAGACACAUCUACGCAAUGGCCAUCGUGUAAUUAUGUUGGGAAGAUGUUUACAAAGAACAGUUGGGGGUUGAAACUAGGUGCUAAUUGGGCGCUUCUAUCGGUAGUUCUUUUCAUGCAGGUUAUAUAG